CCCACCCACUGUCCGCCACUAUGACAGCGUGAGCGGGAAUCUACAUACGACUACAUCAUACUUGUACGCCAGGGUUGAGUGAGGCACGAUUGUAAAACUGCUACUCUCCUCACCACCCUCCCUUCUACCCUCCUGCGAACAAGGAACACGCAGCCAUUCUAACAGGCAAAAUCACCUAGAAGAGCUAUUGCAUUCAACUGACCCUUCAAGGACAACGAGGGGCCCCGCGGAUAUUGCCUGGCACCAAACUAGCUACGUAAGAGGUUCCACCCGAAGCUGAGAUCCUCCACCAGAUUCACCCUCAAUCUUCGGAUUUGCCCGCCGACGACUAUACGCCAUAGUCCCUUUCGUCCACAAAUAUGCGUACGAAAUCUGGGGCGAACCUGGACCCCUUUUGUCUUUUUUUCUUUUGAUCAGCUGUCGAUAAUCUUUUCUUGUGAUCGUCAUAUUUCACUAUAAGCUCGAGAAGUACAUUAUAAGAAAGGAUUCCUGUGGAAACAUCAGCGUUUUCGCAGGCCCAGUACAGACAUACCAAAGCAAAUUAAUCCACUGAUCUACUCUCUCACUUCGGUUUUCCAUACCCACCCACAAGUCCUCCAUUGAAUGACACUUAACCCCAACAACAGCCACGGAACUUCCCUGAGCAACGCUCAGGACGCAAGCCGUCCAAGUACUCAACAUUUCGAGAGCGAGCCAGCUUCCUCAUCUGCCUCCUGCCGUUCAGACGGUGUCAGGUGGUCUUCGGAAACAGUGACCCGCUCAUGGCAAGAUAGUCACCCAGAAUUCAAGGUCUUCCACGAGGAUGGAGACCUGGCGCAGGAUAAAUCAUUCAUGACGGACCCGACAAAGGAACUAAACCCCGUUUCUCCCACUGUCACAUCCUCCAUCGGCGCCGCUGCACCGUACGUCUCUCCCCAUGAUGCCGACAUUGAAAAAUCCACCGGAGAGCCUCAUUCUCGAACCGACCGCUUCGAUCACGACAUGAAAGAUGUCGAGCAACGACCGCGAUCCUCUUCAACCUUUUCAGGCACCCUGACCAUUCAUGAGGCCCCUACCAACCUCAGUAAUGCAACCAGAGUCUCGACCGACGCCUACGGCAACACCUAUCCUGAAGGCGGGAAGCAAGCAUGGUUGUGUGUUCUAGGCAGUUUCUGUGGCUUGAUGGCCGCUUUAGGCUUGAUGAAUACACUUGGGACAUACAACACCUGGCUUUCAACUAAUCAGCUCCGCGACAACACCGAGAGCGCAAUCGGAUGGAUUUUUGGCAUCUAUGCAUUUCUGUCCUUCUUCCUAGGCAUCCAAAUCGGUCCACUCUUUGACGCCAUUGGGCCCCGAUAUCUCGUCCUCGCUGGCUCUGUGUUCUUGACCAUGACUUACUUCCUCAUCGGUCUCUGCACACAGUACUGGCACUUUCUGAUCGUACUGGGACUUCUCGGUGGUUGCGGAACCAGCCUCGUCUUUACCCCCGCGGUCGCUGCCAUUGGGCAUCACUUCCUCAAGAAACGAGGCUCAACCACCGGCCUCGCCGCUGCAGGUGGUUCUCUUGGAGGCGUCGUCUUCCCGCUGACACUGCAAUCUCUUCUCCCUCGGAUUGGUUUCGCAUGGUCAACGCGGAUCAUUGGCUUUAUCAGCCUUGCCCUCCUAAUUGUUGCCAACCUAUGCAUAACCUCACGGCUCCCACCACGUAAAGCUACGCGCGAGAAUAUUCUUCCCGAUUUCCGUAUCUUUCGAGACCCUGUCUUCGCUCUGACCACGGUGGGAGUCUUCUUUGUCGAAUGGGGAUUGUUCAUUCCCCUAACCUAUAUCGCCUCUUACGCCGUGCACCACGGCGUUCCAACUAAUUUGGCCUACAGUCUGAUUGCAAUCCUCAACGCCGGCUCAUGCUUUGGUCGUUGGCUACCAGGCCUGUUCGCCGAUCACCUUGGACGCUUUAACUGCAUGGUCGCUACCAUCUUCCUCUGCCUGCUGUCGAGUGCCGCCUUGUGGCUGCCAGCUAACAACUCUGUCGCCCUCAUCAUUAUCUACGCCCUCGUCUUUGGUUUUGCUUCCGGUUCCGGAAUCAGUCUCACCCCAGUCUGCGUCGGCCAGUUGUGCAAAGUCGAGAACUACGGGCGUUACUAUGCCACCUGCUACACUAUCGUCAGCUUCAGUUGUCUCACGGGUAUUCCCAUCGCCGGGCAACUGGUAACAGCAACGGGUGGCGAGUAUUGGGCUUUGAUCGUCUUCACCUCAGUCAGCUAUGCUAUUGCCACCGCCUUCUUUGUCGCCGCUCGGGUGGCCGGUGCGGGAUGGGGGCUCAAGGUCAUCUAUUGAGUUUGUUGUAUAAUCCUCGUCAUUGGGUCUUCUACACUCCUGUUUCAAGCAGGUGCUGGACCAUGAUUUGAGCAUGGGUCUUCUGUUGGGAAAACAUUUGUGAUUGCUUCUUUAACUAAUGGUGGCGUUUGGUGCAGUCGUCAUAAAAAUCAUGGAUAAACAUAACACAGGUACACAUCAGGUGUUGGAGCAUAGUGCCACAAAGACUGGACACAUGGAUUGAACAUAUGUAUACACAGAUGGACAUAGAACUCAAAGACUUCUUCUCUGAUAACGGAGUCAAAUUAAAAACAUGCAAAAUUUUCAAAAA
Molecule: messenger RNA, 2623 nt
Organism: Exophiala mesophila
Lineage: Eukaryota; Fungi; Ascomycota; Eurotiomycetes; Chaetothyriales; Herpotrichiellaceae
Exons: 2
Coding region: 604-2313 (569 amino acids)
Biological process (GO): transmembrane transport
Cellular component (GO): fungal-type vacuole membrane
Molecular function (GO): transmembrane transporter activity
Source: RefSeq, a predicted model, not a curated record